AUCGGACAUGAUGGCGACGAAUCCUCGGCUGGUGCAUGACCACAGUGCCCAAGACAGUGAUGGCGCCUUUACAGCUUUCCACUGCAAUUUGUCGGAACGCGGACUAACGUCGGAGUCGGCUGACCGCGCUCUGAAAGCGUUUCCACAUGCUACGUCUGUCGACCUCAGCCAGAAUUGCCUCGACGUUUGCCCUCGCAUACGCUGUCCUUGCGUCACGAUGGUGAACUUGUCGGUGAACCGCCUAGUGUCGCUAGCAGCUGUGGCAUACCUCACCCACCUCCAAGUCGUCGACUUGAGCUUUAACCGACUCGUAGACGUCGAGCCACUCAUGUUUUGCACAGCGCUUGUCAACGUGGCGUUGCGAGGCAAUCGGUUGUCCAGCACGAAAGGCAUCGAGAACCUCAAGCACCUCGAGCGUCUUGACAUGUCCGACAACGUCGUUGCACAGCCAGAUGCAAUCCGAUCGCUAUCGCUGAACACGAUGCUCUCGACGCUUCUUCUCCAGGGUAACCCCAUUGCUUCCACACCCGACUACCGGGUGUGCCUCCUCGACCUCGUUCCGCAAGUGUCCUUGCUGGAUGGCCGACGACAAAGCCGACAGCACUAUCGAUGCGCCGUCGGCAAAGACACAUCGUCCUAUGCGCACAUGUACGAUGCUCGAAAGCAGUUUCGGUGCAUGCAAGCAAAAGCCCACGGCGUUCCGUCCGCCAAGAGAAAGCCGAGCGCGCAUUGCUUCCGGACAGGCAGCAGCCACGAUGGCACGGACGACGCCGACGCGGCGAUGGUGGUCAACACGUUGAAAUGCUUUUCGAUGGCAGACACACCAACGGCACCACCGUCCCCUCCGACGGCGCAUCCACGAGUUCAUGCAGGGUAUUGCCCCAAGAGCUUGCGCCAAGCGUCUGCAGUACCAAAGUUGAAAGGGGACAAGCACGCGCGGCAAAAGACCGACCUGCAGCACCAACUGACCGACUACCCCGGCUACAUGACCUUGUUUGAGCGCGUGGCAGUGUCAAGUGGAGGUCCACCCGUCGAUGACAAGCACGGCAGCACCACCAGAGCCAAGACGAGCACAGCACAUCCAGUGCCCACCACGACCAGUGCUGCUGGCAAGCCGUACCAGGUGGCGCCCAAGCGGAAGAAUGUCAUCUCGCCUCCCAAGGUCAAGGUCCAACCGAGCAGGAUGCGACGGCAGCUCGCCUUCGACAAGCGCCGUGCCCUCGACGAUCCAUCGUGUGGCAGCCUCAACGAGUCGCAAGUAAAAGUGCUCGGGGUCAUCCAACGUCUCAUCCAGCACAAACGGCAAACGCUCGCGGCGUUGGGCGAAUGAUCUAUUUAUUCAGACAUAACCUCUUGAGCAUAUCUCGAAGUCCCUCCAUUUUAUUGCUUGUACGCAUGGACGGGUUGCAGCGCUCGUCGUUCCUGGACCAAACGAAUCGGCCCAUGCACGCCAUGCCAACACAGGCGAUAGCAGCCUGUUCAAGACGCAUCAACGGCGCCCCGAAGUGGCUCAAUAGGUUGACGCUGCAUCUUGGUCCGACCACGACCCGUCGUCGUCCGACGCAUCGUCGUCGCCGUUGGGACGUUGUAUGUUGUCGUGAGCAACUUGGCGAAUAAAGUCAUCGAACCCACCCGGUUGGGCCAAAUGAUGUACCAAAUCCACCGGCACGCGGUACUGGCCGUACGGAUCUGCAAAUCUGGCGGCACUCUCGGGCGUUGCGACGCGAAAAUCGACGCCGUGUCUGUCUUCGUCUGCGACGAGCGCGCGAUGGAGUUCGUCCCACGUGAACAGCAGUGGAUCCGUCACGGCGCCAAACACAUUCACGUCGAGGAGGUACACGUUGUGGUCCUUGUCAACGUACACGUCAAAGACGUAGUUGGGGUCCGGGAGGACGGACGAUGUCGACAAGUGCGCCUCGAAGAACGUCUCGAUCGCGUCGCAUACCGCGUCUUGGGUUGAGUCGGACGCAAGGAAAUCGUACACUUGGGUGCAGUUGCGCUGGCAAAUGCCAAGGAGUUUCGAAUGGCGGCCGACAAAGCACCGAAAGUGCAUCGAGUCGAAAAAGUUGCACCACUUCUUCAACACCAAAUGGAACGUGUCGGGGCGCGUCUUCCCGACAACGUCUUUGUCGUAGCAUCCGUCGUACGCGAGCGUCAGGUCGUGCACGAUGAAGUCGGACGCCUUGAGCAACGUCAACACGUCUUCGAACGACGUGCAACACAGCGAGUUGCCCAUGAUCCACUUGGCGUCCUUGGGACUACUCCAAUCCAGCUUGACAAACACACGUCCACCCAAUCGAUCGAUCCCGUCCUUCACAGCGCGGACAAACGUCGCCGGGUACAAAUCUUCUUGGGCACAGAUCCGGUCUUCCAGCAAACUCGCGACAAACUCUUCUGGAACCGGGAUCGAGAUGCUGCGGAUGCUGUGGGCGCGCAACUCGUCGUACCACGACGUGAACCGGCAGUUGUCGACCUGUUGCACCGAGUACUCGACCGCCGCCAUGUCGACUGCUCUCGACCGCGCGCCAAGUGUGUUUGUUGGUUGUCCAAGGACACAGUCAGGUCGGAAAUGUUACUUUUUUCAAAUUUCAUGAAAAUUUUCAGGAUAUUUUGAGAAUACCUGCAACGCCACGAGGACGCCAGCCCUUGCGACGCCAACUCGAGAGACUGGACUCGUGGGAACCCCAUAGCUCCUAUGACGCUUCCAUCGCGCAGGAGCCUCGAACUACAGCCGCUGUGGCGACGAGGGGCCGGCCUCAGUCCCACCGCCACCGCUCCCUUCGUCGUCGUGGACGGCCCGCGUUGCUCGAACCCAAUCCAAGCAGGGAACAUUUUUUUUUCUAGCCAAUCCAAGCGCGACGUUUCAAUCGCUGGCGUUUCAAGUUUGAACAGAUUGGCGCGCGGCGAACAUACGCGGCGGCAUCUUCAACGAAUCCAUGUUGCACGACCGAGUCGAAUGCUCGCCGCGCAGCGACGCCUCCCCCCACGACGAGGGAACUCACACGCUCGAGACGAUGGCGAACAGCGCAGUGGAGUUUGCGAUGGCGAAAGAGCUAGGUCCGGAGGUCCUGGCGCAUGGUGGGCUCGAUUGUCCACGAUGGUAUGAUCUCCAGUGACGGGAUAUCGGGCUCGGCAUGGUUUGUCGGCCUGGCGUCAGUUGGUGCUCAUUGUUUCCACGACGGCUCGCUACAACCCCACGACAAGGGCGCGUUCUCACCGACGCGUGUAGCACGCUGUGUGAUACGUUUGGCAGCGGCCGGUGGAUGCCAAACACCAUCAUAUCGGGCAGAGACGCA
Messenger RNA from Aphanomyces invadans, 3296 nucleotides. RefSeq lists its product as hypothetical. Gene Ontology annotation, molecular function: protein kinase binding. The transcript has 11 exons. The coding region runs from base 8 to 1330 and encodes 440 amino acids. Lineage: Eukaryota; Oomycota; Saprolegniomycetes; Saprolegniales; Verrucalvaceae. Gene Ontology annotation, cellular component: cytoplasm. The record is from RefSeq and is a predicted model, not a curated record.